Molecule: messenger RNA, 1423 nt
Organism: Salpingoeca rosetta
Lineage: Eukaryota; Choanoflagellata; Craspedida; Salpingoecidae
Exons: 1
Coding region: 120-1304 (394 amino acids)
Biological process (GO): vitamin K biosynthetic process; menaquinone biosynthetic process
Cellular component (GO): membrane
Molecular function (GO): prenyltransferase activity
Source: RefSeq, a predicted model, not a curated record
CACGGCCUGCAAAACAGUGCAAUCAUCUCGCGCUCCACUUGACACGCUCCACUUGACACACUCCACUUGACACGCUCCACCACCACCAGCGGCUGCUCGAUCCCCAACCUGCUGCCACGAUGAGCGACCAAGACGUGAGGAGAUCCUCGCCAACACCGCCGGCAACCCCAACACACCGCCGCUUGCCAGAGUCGCCACAUGACACACAUCACCACCACCACCAUUCCCCUCACCUCCAAUCGCAGGCUGACGAGGACACGCCGCGACCCCAUGCCACGAAGAAGCUGCCUGCGCGACCCAUGGACUACGUUGUCAUGGGCCGCCCCAAGUUCCUCAUGUACAGCCUGGCGUGCCACGCCGUGGGCGUCUUGGUGGCACUGCAGCAAGGCUGCGAGGUGGAUCUGGUGUCCUGCGCCCUGCUCCAGCUCACCGUCUGGUGCACCCACCUCAUGACCCACUACAUCAACGAGUACGGCGACUACGAGGCAGACAAGCUCAACACCAACGCCGGGUCCUGGACCGGCGGCAGCAAGAUCCUGCACUCCCGCGGCCUCUCCCGCAACGUGGCCCUGGUCAUCGGCAUUGUGCUGCAGGUGCUGGCGUUCCUCUCUGGCGCAGCGUGUGUGCUCCGCUUCGUCAACAUCCGACACGGCGUGCCCCUCGAUAUCCCGCAGAGCACCGACGAUGCGCUGGAGCUCGUCACCAGCACCUUCGCCCACCUCCCGCACGCGUUUGUGCUGUUUGGCGUCUCCGUCUUCUUCGUUGCCUUUGCCUACAGCCUGCCGCCACUGCGCCUCAGCGCUGUCGGGCUGGGCGAGGUGUGCGUCUCGUAUGUGCUCACCUUCUCCACGCCCGUGGUCGGCUGCCUGCUGCAAGGCGGCAGCAUCACCUUUCGCUUCGUUCUCCUGCUCAUCCCCAUCUUCAUCAUGAACCUCAACCGCAUGAUCAUCAUGAACAUCCCAGACCGCCACGGCGACGCCGCCGCGGGCAAGGUCACCUCCGUUGUCAUGGUUGGCGAGCACCGCGCCGUCGCCAUCAACAACAUCCUCUACCUUGCCACGUACCUCAUCGUGCUGCCCCAGCUGCAGCUUGGACCCAUCAUCACCACCGCCUACCUGCUGCCACUGCCGCUGCGGUGGUGGCAGAGCCUGCGCAUCAACACGCCGCACUGGUGGGGGGUGCGUCACCUCGUGGACUCCAUCCCCUUUGUUGAGAGCGUCUUCAUCCUCACCACCGUCGUCUUCCUUGUCGCCGGGCUCGCGUGCGAGCUCGAUGACACAUGUGCCGCGUGGUUCUCUCUCUAAUAGCCCCGUAUGUGUCUGCCUCUGUGAGUGUGAGUGUGUCUGCCUGUGUGAAUUCUGAGUGUGGGUGUGUGUCUGUGCCUGUGUGUGUGUGUGUGUGUGUGUGUGUGUGUGUGUGUGUG